AUGACGCAGCCGGAAGUGCUGGGAGUCAUACGUAUCCAGCAGCUGAUAAAAUGUACAGAUAUAGAUACUACGAUUAUCUGGGAAAAAUUAGCAAUACGUUCGACGAUGCCUUUAUCAGCUCAUUUGCUAGGUGAAUAUGUUCCUCAAUCGGCGUAA
Plasmopara halstedii is the source of this 156-nucleotide messenger RNA. RefSeq lists its product as uncharacterized. NCBI's taxonomy places the organism in Eukaryota, Oomycota, Peronosporomycetes, Peronosporales, Peronosporaceae. The transcript is spliced from 2 exons. The record is from RefSeq and is a predicted model, not a curated record. The coding region runs from base 1 to 156 and encodes 51 amino acids.